Scheffersomyces amazonensis is the source of this 1371-nucleotide messenger RNA. It is a transcript of the gene ARR3, whose product is annotated as Arr3p. Lineage: Eukaryota; Fungi; Ascomycota; Pichiomycetes; Serinales; Debaryomycetaceae. The coding region runs from base 38 to 1324 and encodes 428 amino acids. Gene Ontology annotation, biological process: arsenite transport; antimonite transmembrane transport. The record is from RefSeq and is a predicted model, not a curated record. The transcript has a single exon. Gene Ontology annotation, cellular component: plasma membrane. Gene Ontology annotation, molecular function: antimonite transmembrane transporter activity; antiporter activity; arsenite transmembrane transporter activity.
CUUAGAUCUAAGUCUAAUAUCAAUAUCUCUACCAAAUAUGACUGCUCAAAGAAGUGGAUUUAAAAAUGAUAUGAGGGUGGUCUUUGGGGAAUUAUCCUUAGUAGAUAAGCUCUUACCCGUAUGGAUAAUAUUGGCUAUGGUGCUUGGUAUAGUUUUAUCAGUAUAUGUUCCUCAAAGUAGAUCAGCAUUUGAUGGAGCAAAAGUAGUAGAUGUUUCAAUCCCUUUAGCUAUAGGACUUAUAGUUAUGAUGAUACCACCCCUUUGUAAAGUUGAAUGGGAAAAUUUCUUUAAAUUUUUUAAAAAGGAAAGUUAUCUUAAAGAAAUAUUAAUAUCAUUGUUUAUAAAUUGGAUAAUUGGUCCCUUUUUAAUGUUUGGUCUUGCUUGGCUUACGUUAUUUGAUGAAGAUGAAUAUAGAACUGGUAUAAUAAUGAUUGGACUUGCUCGUUGUAUUGCUAUGGUAUUAUUAUGGAAUCAUAUAGCUGAUGGUGAUAAUACUCUUUGUGCCAUAAUUGUGCUUAUUAAUAGUUUGAUGCAAGUAGUGUUAUAUGCUCCUUACCAAAUAUUCUUCUGUUAUGUUAUUUCAGGUGAUUAUGACUCAUCUGGUGUUAAUUCUUCUGUUUCUUAUCCAUUAGUUGCUAAAAGUGUAGCUUUCUUUUUGGGUGUACCUUUGGGAUUCGGUUUGCUUAUAAGAUUUAUAUCCAUUUAUACUAUUGGCCAUAAAAGAUAUGAGAAAUCAAUAUUACCAUUCAUAAGUCCUUGGGCUUUGAUUGGAUUAUUAUACACUAUCGUAGUUAUCUUUAUUGAGAAAGGUAAUGAUUUUAUUAAGGAAAUAGGUUCAGCCUUAAGAUGCUUUGUUCCAUUAGUAUUAUACUUCAUGAUCAUGUGGUUUGGAACUUUCUUUGUUUUACGUUGGUUAUCAAAUUAUUCAAAUGUUCGUAGCUCGACAAAGAAAUGUUCUCCUAUCGAAUCUCCUAUUUCAGAAGAAACUAAAUUAUUAUGUGGUUGUGAAUCAAAGAUUGAGCAACAUCCUGAUAAAUGGACUACAGGUUGUGCAGCAGAUUAUGCCACUACCAUAACUCAGACUUUUACUGCUGCUUCAAAUAAUUUUGAAUUAAGUUUAGCAGUUGCUAUCUCUAUAUAUGGAAAUGGAAGCAAGCAAGCUAUAGCUGCUACUUUUGGACCAUUAUUAGAAGUACCGAUAUUGUUAAUUCUAGCCUUUGUUGCAAAAUAUUUCAAAAUUAAAUUUAUAUGGGAAGAUGUUGAAGAUUCCAGAAAUAUAGAUGAGGAACCUCUACAAACUUUACUGACUAACGAAGACAAUUAAAUUAGUGUUAAAAUUAAUAGUAUACAUAGAAUUGAAAUAUAACGAAU